AGUUAAAUUUCCCUAAACCGUGAGCGGCGGCGUCCCGCCCUCUUCUGAAACCCUGCGACGUGCGUCCGCUCUUCCGGUGCCGUCGUGCGCCUCUAGCCUUCUUCCGAUGCCGAAAAGAGCUACCCAAAAACCCUCGCUGUCAAGACAGCCUGUUGCAGCUGUCGUGGAUCUAAAAUCUAUAAUCCAUGAACACUCUCUUUUCUUCGAUCGCCUCGUCGACUUGAUUCCCGCCCGGUUCUACGUCCCUGCCCCCGACAGCGACGAAAGGCCGUGGUUCCAUGGCCUCAGUAAGUCGGCGAAGUCCAGCGCCAAGAAAGAGUCCCGCGAGAACAUCAAGAAAGCUCGACGUGCCCGCUACGAUCCGGAGAGAACCGCAUCCACACUCGAUCUUCUCAAAAAAACCAUCGACGACGAGAAGAAAUCGCUGGCCGCUUUAGAUGAAGAAAAUCCUAUCUCCGACGGUGACAGCGGCAGCGAUCACGAGGCCGAGGUGGAGGACCCUCGCCCUGUCGUUUCCGGCAACCGGUCAGUCACGUACGAGGAACUUCGUCAUCGUCUCCAUCGACGGAUCGAAGAGCUCCGUGGAAAUCGCAACACUCGGACGUAUGAUAUCCCCAAGGGAGAGAAGAGAGAUAAGAGGAAAAAGAGUAAGAUGCAGAAUAGUAAAGGAGGGGAUGCUUCUCAAGGUAAGCGGAAGAGAGAUGAGGCGUCUGGGAAGGAUAGCCAUGAUGAUGCUAUGAAAAAAAAGGAGAACAAGAGCGCAAAGUUAGAUGACAUCUCUUACGGUCAGGUAAAGUUAGCGGGGGUGGAGGAGAGGGGAAGGAAAAAGAGGAAAUUUUCAAAGCAGCAAGAGCUUGACAAGGCUAAAAAAUUGGAGGAGGCUAAGAAGGAUCCUGAGAAAGGGAAGACGAUUGCUGAGAAGCAUUUGUGGAGGGCAGCGAUGAGUAGGGCUGUGGGGGAGAAGAUUCAUGAUGACCCCAAAGUGCUGCGGCAGAGCUUAAAGAAGGAGCAGAAGAGGCAUAAAAAACAUGCGGAGAAGUGGAAGGAUAGGAUUGGGAGUCAGAAUAAGGCUAGAGAGGAGAAACAGAAGACUAGGACUGAGAAUAUAAGGGAGAGGAUUCAACAAAAGAAGAUGAGGAGGAUUGAGAAGAGAGAGAAGAAGCUCAUGCGUCCAGGAUUUGAGGGCCGCAAGGAUGGGUAUAUCAAUGAGUGAGGUAAGGCUUAUAGGAUCUAAUGCGAAGUAGUCUGAUCAUAGUGGUGAUGGUUGCUGAUAGCGAUGAUCAGAAGAUUAGGUGGCCGAUGGGUUAGAUGUCAAAGACUCGCAAUUCAAUCUUCAAUGGAGGGAUGCGAAAAAUGGUAGCAUUUGCUUAUAAUGAUGAUUUAGUCUAGAGGAUUGAGGGCUAUCUUAAGAACUUGAUAUUCCUCCCUUAUGAUUGUUUAUAUCUUUCAUGAAGGGUGUUUUACCCCUCACUUAGGAUAUUAUUUGUAGUCAUUAUCAUUGAAUUAAUGAGAUUGCACUCUUCUAUGAUUAAAUUAUGAUUGAAUGAUGAUUCAGACUUC
Messenger RNA from Dendrobium catenatum, 1560 nucleotides. RefSeq names its product ribosomal RNA-processing protein 14-C. NCBI's taxonomy places the organism in Eukaryota, Viridiplantae, Streptophyta, Magnoliopsida, Asparagales, Orchidaceae. Bases 107 to 1213 code for a protein of 368 amino acids. The transcript has 2 exons. The record is from RefSeq and is a predicted model, not a curated record. Gene Ontology annotation, molecular function: DNA binding; RNA binding. Gene Ontology annotation, biological process: ribosomal small subunit biogenesis; ribosomal large subunit biogenesis. Gene Ontology annotation, cellular component: nucleolus.